Molecule: messenger RNA, 366 nt
Organism: Necator americanus (New World hookworm)
Lineage: Eukaryota; Metazoa; Nematoda; Chromadorea; Rhabditida; Ancylostomatidae
Exons: 4
Coding region: 1-366 (121 amino acids)
Source: RefSeq, a predicted model, not a curated record
AUGAACUUCGUCACUGUGAUAGAUGUGCAGCAAUUGUUUCCCGAUGUGGCCGAAGUGUUGGCCGUUUACCGUAUACUUACCACGCGCGCUCCUUCAUUCUCACACGCUGAGAAAAUGAAGCGGCCGCAUUUUCGCUUGGUCUGUACAACUUUGUAUCGGUCGCCAUACUACAAGAAGAUCUCGCUAACCUCCAAGACAAGUCCGGUACCAAUUUAUCGGUCCCGGAGGGAUAAAAGACUUGGUGAGCACUGGCGCAGAUACGAACCUCCGAUCGAUCGUGCAAGAAACGGAGCCUCUAACCACUACACUACUCCGGCCUCCUUACGGGCAGUGCUGAAUUGGUCUGCAAAACUAUCGGUGGCGUAA